This is a messenger RNA of Dictyostelium discoideum AX4, 912 nucleotides long. RefSeq names its product palmitoyl-protein thioesterase 1 (gene ppt1). The coding region runs from base 1 to 912 and encodes 303 amino acids. The record is from RefSeq and is a predicted model, not a curated record. The transcript has 3 exons. NCBI's taxonomy places the organism in Eukaryota, Evosea, Eumycetozoa, Dictyosteliales, Dictyosteliaceae. Gene Ontology annotation, molecular function: palmitoyl hydrolase activity; palmitoyl-(protein) hydrolase activity.
AUGAAAAUAUUAUUUUUUAUUAUUUUAAUAAUAAAUUGUUAUUUAAUUCAAAAUUCAAAUAGUGAAAAUAUUAGACCAGUUGUAUUAUGGCAUGGGCUUGGUGAUUCAGGUUUAGAUCCACUUACAAUGGGUAAAUUAAAAGAAUUGAUAGAGAAUCAAUUACCUGGUGUUUAUGUUAAAAAUAUUGCAAUUGGUGAUAGUAUUGCAGAAGAUUCUUUUAAUUCUUUCUUUAAAAAUGUUAAUGAACAACUUGAAAUAGUUUGUAAAAUGUUAAAAGAAGAUACAAAUUUGACAUCUGGAUUUAAUGCUGUUGGUUUAUCACAAGGUGGUCAAUUUCUUAGAGGAUAUGUUGAACGUUGUAAUGAUCCACCAGUUUAUAAUUUAAUUUCAUUAGGUGGUCAACAUCAAGGUGUUAGUUCAUUACCAAGAUGUACUGCAUUAAAUUCAACAUUAUGUAAAAUAGCUGAUGAUUUGGUUGAAUUAGGUGUUUAUGAAAAAUAUGUUCAGAAUACUUUAGUACCUGGUGAAUAUUGGCAAGAUCCAUUUAAUUAUGAUGAAUAUGUUGAAAAAUCAGUAUUUUUAGCAGAUAUUAAUAAUGUUCGUUCUGAAAAGAAUCAAACAUAUAAGGAUAAUUUAUUAAGUGUAAAUAAUUUUAUAUUGGGUGAAUUUUUAGCAGAUACAAUUGUAGUUCCAAGAGAAUCUGAAUUAUUUGGUUAUUAUCAACCAGGUCAAGAUAAUAUUAUCUUACCAAUGGAAAAAACAGAUUUAUACAUUGAAGAUUGGAUUGGUAUUCAACAAUUAGAUAAUGAAGGUAGAUUAAUUAAAAUAUCAUGCCCUGGUAAUCAUUUACAAUUCACUGAUCAAUGGUUUAAUCAAAAUGUAAUCCCUUAUCUCAAUAAUCAAAUUAAUUAA